This is a messenger RNA of Drosophila suzukii, 389 nucleotides long. RefSeq lists its product as uncharacterized. NCBI's taxonomy places the organism in Eukaryota, Metazoa, Arthropoda, Insecta, Diptera, Drosophilidae. The record is from RefSeq and is a predicted model, not a curated record.
GGUCUGAUGAUCAGUGCAAGCAGGUCUGUCAACGCGCAGUGCGAAUUCAUCGAUCGAUCAUAUAUCUCCAGUCCAGCCGAAGAACCAGUCAACAUGAAAUUCUUGCUCCUGAGCGUGUUCCUUUGCUUGGCCGUGUGCUUCAUGGUCACCAGUGCUGCUCCCCGCGAGGAGGCCAUUCCCGAGGGUCUCGAAGGUCCUGGCAGUGAGUCCAUCAACCCCUCCGACGACCAGGGCAUCCUGCUCAAGCUGAAGCUGCUCAAGAAGCUCCUGUUCCUGGGCUAGACAUCUCCACCUCACAUUCAUCGAUUUUUAGCUUAACUAUGUGUUUAGGUUCUUAAGAAGAAAACAAAAAAAAGAAAUCAAAUAAAAAAUGUAUUUGGUAACAAAAC